Molecule: messenger RNA, 1366 nt
Organism: Phragmites australis (common reed)
Lineage: Eukaryota; Viridiplantae; Streptophyta; Magnoliopsida; Poales; Poaceae
Product: dirigent protein 24-like
Exons: 1
Coding region: 258-1280 (340 amino acids)
Source: RefSeq, a predicted model, not a curated record
UAGGUUCGUGGACAUCCCCGCACAACUAACGCAACACCAGCAAAAGUGUCGGCGCCUGAUCACCUGCAAGGAUGCACGCACGCCCCGCGAGUCCUAUAUAAAUCUUGCAUCUCGCAGCACCAUUCCCAGCAGCAGCAAAUAGAUCAAGUGAUCCACUGAGCAAUAGCUCAUUGCCAACUCGAUCGAUACAGUUCUUGCUCUUCUUCUUGUCUUGUCCAGUCACAUUCAAGCCUGCUUGCAAAACGGCCGUUGCCGUCAUGGCCAGGAACGCGGUGCAAACCAUCAGGGCGGCGCUCUACUUGGUGCUCGCGCUGGUUAUGGUAAAUUGCGCCUUCGCCGGCCGUGUCCUUGACGAGCAACCUGCGGCUCAAGCGGAUGCUCCUCUGCCGGCCGACCCACUGCCAGCCCCGACGGAGCCCCCCACUGAUCCGGUGGUGGUGCCAGCGGCCGGCCCAGCCGCAGCCGCAGGAGGGGCGGCCGCUGGCCCUGCCGGAGCAGCGACUGCUGGUGCCGCCGCGACGGGCAAUGCAGGAGCUGCCAGCGGUGCUGCUGCGGUGAACGCAGCUGGCGCGGCCGCCGGCGCGGGCGCGGGCGACCACCCGCUGACGUUCUUCAUGCACGACAUCCUCGGGGGCUCGCAGCCGUCGGGGCGCAUCGUGACCGGCGUGGUGGCGAGCACGGCGGCCAACGGACAGCUCCCGUUCGCGCGCCCGAACACCAACAUCUUCCCCAUCCAGGGCGCGGUGCCGCUGCCGCAGGGCGCCAGCAACCUCAUCAAUAGCAACAACGUCCCCUACGUCGCCGGCCUCGGGGGCACCUCCAGCACAAUCGUCCAGAACAACGGCAACACCGUCAACGGCGGCAACAAGAACAUUCCCUUCGUCAACGGCGGGGACCUACCGUCGGGCGUCACGCUCCAGAACCUCCUCUUUGGCACCACCACCGUCAUCGACGACGAGCUCACCGAGGGCCACGAGCUCGGCGCCGCGGUGAUCGGCAGGGCGCAGGGGUUCUACGUCGCCAGUUCGCAGGACGGCACCAGCAAGACCAUCGUGCUCACGGCCAUGUUCGAGGGCCCGGAGGCGCCGCACGGUGAUACGCUCAGCUUCUUUGGUGUCCACCGGAUGGCCGCACCGGAGUCCCACGUCGCUAUCAUCGGAGGCACCGGCAAGUACGAGACCGCCAAGGGCUUCGCCGCCAUCCAGACGCUGCACCCCGGCGACGAGCACACCACCGACGGCGUCGAGACUCUCCUCCAGUUCAGCAUUCACCUUAUUUGAGCUGCUCCGUUUCAAGUGCUUGUUCCUCCAAGUUAUGAUGCUUUGCAAUUACGUGCGAUGUUUGUAGUACGUCACCUCUGUACCAA